Alternaria alternata is the source of this 1250-nucleotide messenger RNA. RefSeq names its product alpha/beta-hydrolase. Gene Ontology annotation, cellular component: extracellular region. The record is from RefSeq and is a predicted model, not a curated record. The transcript is spliced from 2 exons. Lineage: Eukaryota; Fungi; Ascomycota; Dothideomycetes; Pleosporales; Pleosporaceae. Bases 102 to 1094 code for a protein of 330 amino acids. Gene Ontology annotation, molecular function: feruloyl esterase activity.
AAUCUUCUAAUCGUGUAUAGGGGCUUUGUAUAAGUAUACAGCAUGAUGAUCCAGUAGUUUGUUUCACGCCGAUCUGUUAUUCGCAUCACACCAUCGCAGUCAUGCACACUCUCACGCUUGUUCUGUAUGCUCUUUGUCCCAUUGCGCUCGCAGCCAGCUCUGGCUGUGGAAGCGUCCUACCAUCGGGACUCACGCCAGGUAAAUCUACCACCAAUGUGACUCUGUCCUCGAAAUCCGUCAUUGGCAAAACAACCGAGCGUCAAUACAUUAUCCACCUGCCAUCAUCGUUCGAUGCCACAAACAAGAAAGCUGCGCCGCUGGUAAUUGCUUUCCAUGGUCAGCAGCAGCCAGCCAGGAGCAUGGAAGUGAUCAGCGAGCUGUCAAAUCCGGCUUUCAAUCCGAAUACCAUUGUGGUCUAUCCAGAGGGCAUGAAUGUUCAGGCCCCCGGUGUGCAAUGGCUUGGAGACCCGCUGGCUCCUACAUCUUCAGUGAUUGACGACAGAAUCUUUGUUGAUGAACUCCUUUCACAUCUCACAUCCACGCUCUGCAUCGAUGAAAGCCGUAUAUACGCUGCUGGUCUUUCUAACGGUGGUGGACUGACUGGACUUCUGAUGUGCGAUCCAAAGCUCAACAAACGAUUUGCGGCCUUUGCAACAGUGGCGGGCGCAUUUUACCCGGACGCAAGUCUUACGGAGCCGCUAUUUCAGGGAGGAUGUCUUCCAAACCUGCAGGGACGAGCACUUCCCUACAUGAAUCUGCAUGGGCUGAACGAUAGCGUGGUUGCGUACGAUGGCAACAACAAUCCGCCACCAGCUUCUAUUCCGGUUUUGAACUGGGUUGAGGGUUGGGCGAAGCAUGAUAACUGCUUGAGCAACCCUCGAGCUGUGAACAUAGCCAGCGACAAGGUUACAGAGCGACGAUGGCAGUGCAAUGGUGUCAAAGAUGUUGUUGUUCACAGAGCUAUCCAGGGAUUUGGUCACGGAUGGCCUAGUCGCAAGGCCCAAGGUGAACCAUUCGACACACUGAGGAACGGACCUACAACAUGGGACGCUACCCCGUUCAUUCUGGAGUGGUUCGCCAAGUGGAAGUUAUAGGUGCACAAGUCAUAUCCUAGUGUACACGAAUGUAUUUGAGCUUCACCGUGAUAUAGAAUCCAUUGUUCUACUAAGCCGCUGAUUCCUCCCCUCAUUCAUCUUCGUCAUCUGAAGAUGCUUUUUUCUUCAGCUGUGGUAAGUCGAUUGCGAUUACUA